Saprolegnia diclina VS20 is the source of this 1230-nucleotide messenger RNA. RefSeq lists its product as hypothetical. Bases 1 to 1230 code for a protein of 409 amino acids. The transcript is spliced from 2 exons. The record is from RefSeq and is a predicted model, not a curated record. NCBI's taxonomy places the organism in Eukaryota, Oomycota, Saprolegniomycetes, Saprolegniales, Saprolegniaceae.
AUGAUGAUGCGCGCCCGCAGCUGCGUCGCGAGCGCGGCGCAGAAAGGCCAUGUGGAAAUGCUCCAGUAUCUCUGCACCACUGGCUUGUCGGUGGUGCAUGUGUGGCCGAGUGUCUGCGCUGGCGGCCAUCUCGACAUGGCGCAAUACCUCUGGACGCAGGAGCUUGGUACGUGGGACGACGCAAACAUCAAUGGCGCGACCGAGCGUGGUCAUUUUGAACUGCUGCGCUUCCUGCUCGAUGUCGGCUACACUGGCUUUGACCGCCGCACGCUCGCACUGGCCAUCCAGUACGACCAGCUCGAAUUCGUGCAGUGUCUCGUGACAUAUGCCCUUGGCCCAGCAUCGGUCUCGCUUCCAAGCGCCUUGUGCGACGCCGUCGAGUACUCGCGACUGGAUCUUCUCUCGCGGCUCUGCGCCCAGCUCGGCGCCCAGGACCACUUGGCGGCGACAGAAGCCACUGCUCUCUACUACUGUGCCCCGACUGCGAUCGUUCAAUGCAUUCAAAACGCAAGGUACCGAAAUGCGGUCGCGCAGCGCACACGUUCGGUGCUGCUCUCCAAGGUCCAUUUCCAGGCCAUUAGUAUGUACCAAGAUGGUGUCGACACGAGCACAAGACAAGUGCGGGAGCUCUGCAAGGACCUCGCGCUCGUCUGCAACUACGAGAACGAGGUUCCGCUGCCAAGGACGUAUGCGACGUACCACGAACGCUUUUGUCAUUGGCUCUCGCGCCACGACCUCUCGCAACUCGACCUGCUCUGCUGGCCGCACCUCGUUGCCUAUGCGCUCUCGUAUGGCAACAUGGCGGUGCUCGAAGUGCUCCAGCCCCGGGUGUUUGCAGCCCAGCGACGCGUGGAGUUCGACUGUCAUGGCCGUUGCAUGUGCUAUAGCGCCAAGAACAACCUGUACUGCCACAAGGUCGCGUUCAACUGCGUGACGAUAUACGCGGCCGUUUCGGGCUACGCCGAGCUGCUUGCGUUCCUCUACAAGCACGACUGUGGGGUUGCCUGGGUGUGGUACUGCGUGAGCCUCUUCGGCCAUUUGAGCAUUGCGAAGUUUGCGCACGGCCAUCGCUUUGCUGGAUGGAAACCCCGCUUUAUGUGCAACGCCGCCUUGGCCGGCCACCUCAAUCUCAUCAUGUUCUUCCACGAGCACGACUACGCGGGCUUCGGGCCGCAUGCCAUCUCGGCAGCCGUGCACAGCGGGAACGUGGACCUCACAUUUACGCGGUAA